Messenger RNA from Lecanosticta acicola, 669 nucleotides. The record is from the annotation of a GenBank genome assembly. Lineage: Eukaryota; Fungi; Ascomycota; Dothideomycetes; Mycosphaerellales; Mycosphaerellaceae.
AUGUCCACCGACCCCAUCCGCAGCGCCACCAUCUCGCGCGACACAAACGAGACCAAAAUCCAACUCGCCCUCAACCUCGACGGCGGCAUCCUCCCUUCCCUCUCCCCCACAAACGGCGAAGAAUCCCACGCAUCGCAAACCUCAAAAUCCCAAACCAUCCAAGUCUCGACCGGCAUAGGCUUCCUGGAUCACAUGCUACACGCACUCGCAAAACAUGCCGGCUGGUCCCUCGCCCUCAAGACGGUCGGCGACCUCCACAUAGACGAUCACCACACCGCCGAAGACACCUGUAUAGCCCUGGGACAAGCGUUCAAAUCGGCGCUGAAGACCACGUCGGGUCUCGCGAGGUUUGGAUACGCGUAUGCACCUCUGGAUGAAGCGCUGAGUAGGGCGGUCGUGGAUCUGAGCAAUAGACCGUAUAGUGUGAUUGAUCUGGGGACCAAGAGGGAGAAGAUUGGGGAUUUGAGUUGUGAGAUGCUACCCCAUUGUUUGGAGAGUUUCGCGCUGCACGCCGGUAUCACGAUGCAUGUGGACUGUUUGAGGGGGAACAACGAUCAUCACAGGGCCGAGAGUGCAUUCAAGGCGUUGGCGGUGGCAUUGAGGAUGGCGACAAGUCCCGUGGCCGGACGAGAAGGGGAGGUACCUAGCACAAAGGGCGUUCUAUACUAG